GACCGAGAGACUUUCGUAAAAAGCGCUGAAAUGAAUGAAAUGGCAAGAAUGAACAAGAUUGGAUUCCUUUUUUCUUUACUGGUUUCCUUGGGCUGGUGUUCGACUCAGGAACGGAAAGUGUGCCAGGGUGGACACAACAGACUGACCAUGCUGAGCACCGUGGAUGAUCACUACCAGAUCCUGGUGAAGAUGUACAGCAACUGCACCGUCGUCCUGGAGAACCUGGAAAUCACCCACACUGCCCACUAUCACGACCUGUCCUUCCUCAAGACCAUUGAAGAGGUCGGUGGCUACGUUCUCAUCGCUCUGAACAGCGCACCUGAGAUCCCGCUGGACAACCUGCACAUCAUCCGAGGCCACACGCUGUAUGAUAACACCUUUGCCCUGGCGGUCCUGUUAAAUCAUAACCAAACCAGCGGUAUAGGGACAAACAGGUUGUCUUUCAACAGCCUCACCGAAAUACUGCACGGUGGGGUAAAGUUCACCAGCAACCCUUUUCUAUGUAACGUGGAGACCGUCCAGUGGGCCGACAUCCUGAACGAGAAGAGCAGUCCUGUCAUCAGACCUGAACCCAGUUCCAGCAAGCUUUGUAGGAAAUGUAACCAGAGCUGCACGAACGGCUCGUGUUGGGCUCCGGGGACAGAGAACUGCCAGACUUUUACGAAGCUGAUCUGUGCUGACCAGUGCUCUGGACGGUGUAAAGGCAGAAACCCCAGUGACUGCUGUAACGAGCACUGUGCCUCUGGCUGCACCGGACCCAGACCAACAGACUGCCUGGCCUGCAGGGACUUUCAGGAUGAGAAUACGUGUAAGGACGCGUGCCCUCCUCUUAUGCUGUACAACCCCAACACCCACCAGCUGGCCUCCAACCCCAACGGGAAGUACACUUUUGGGGCCACGUGUGUGAAGAACUGCCCACAUAACUAUGUGGUGACGGACCACGGGGCGUGUGUGCGAGCCUGCAGUCCCGGCACCUACGAGGUGGACGAGGACGGGGUCAGGAAGUGUAAGAAGUGCGAUGGUUUAUGUCCGAAAGUGUGUUCAGGGUUAGGUGUGGGUCAUCUGAUGGGCAUCCUGUCAAUUAAUGCCAGCAACAUCGACUCAUUUGAGAACUGCACCAAGAUCAACGGCGACGUCUCCAUCCUCAAGACGACACUGGAAGGUGACGAGUUUACUAAAACACCAAAGAUGAAUCCUGACAGACUCAACGUUUUCAAAACAGUCAAGGAAAUUACAGGUACUUUGCUGAUUCAGUACUGGUCGACUGACAUGUCAUCGCUCAGUCCCUUCGAAAACCUGGAGGUGAUUCGUGGAAGAACGAAACACCAAGGCACAAUGAGUCUGGGUGUGAGCGGGACUCCUAUAACUCACCUGGGGCUGCGAUCUCUGCGGGAGAUCAGUGACGGCGACGUGGCCAUCACGCAUAACUUCAAGCUGUGCUACACCAAACCAGAGCACUGGAAACGCCUGUUUAAAUCAGACAGACAGUCCGUCAGACCUAUGAAGAACGCAGACAAUACUGCAUGUGUGAAUCAGAACCAGACCUGUGAUGAGAUGUGCACGUCCGACGGGUGCUGGGGUCCCGGCCCCACCAUGUGCUUUGACUGUAAGCACCGCAGCCGAAAGAGAAGCUGUGUGGCCGCCUGUAAUCUGCUGGAGGGUGAGCCGCGGGAAUGUGAGGUGGAAAAGACGUGCCUGGAGUGUGACCCCGAGUGCAAACCACUGAACGGAACUCUGACCUGCACUGGACCUGGUCCUGACAAGUGUGUGGAGUGUGCCAACUACAGAGACGGACCCCACUGUGUGUCCCGGUGCCCACAGGGCGUACCUGGUGAGGAAGACACACUCGUGUGGAAAUAUCCGGACAGUACGCGCGAGUGCCAGCUGUGCCACCAGAACUGCACCCAAGGGUGCACUGGACCAGAAUUAAAAGACUGCAAAGAUUUUAGGAAUAACUCGAGCACGUCUGUAAUCGCCGCCGGAGUCGUCGGCGGGCUCCUGGGCUUCGUCAUUCUCUGCCUGGCCGUGGCGGUGGUGUUAAGGAGACGCACGAUCAAGAGGAAGAGAACGAUGCGCAGAUUACUGCAUGAGAAAGAGUUGGUGCAGCCUCUCACUCCCAGUGGACAAGCUCCGAAUCAAGCGCUGCUCCGCAUCCUCAAAGAAACCGAGUUCAAGAAGAUCAAAGUGCUCGGCUCCGGAGCUUUCGGCACCGUGCACAAGGGAUUGUGGGUCCCAGAAGGUGAAGACGUGAAGAUCCCUGUCGCGAUAAAGGUGUUGCGAGAGGCCACCUCACAGAAAGCUAACAAGGAGAUAUUGGAUGAAGCCUACGUGAUGGCGAGUGUCGAGCAUCCCCACGUGUGCCGCCUGCUGGGCAUCUGUCUGACCUCCACGGUGCAGCUGGUGACCCAGCUGAUGCCCUACGGCUGCCUGCUCGACUACGUCAAGGAGAACAAGGACAACAUCGGCUCACAACACCUGCUGAACUGGUGUGUGCAGAUCGCUAAGGGCAUGAACUAUUUAGAAGAGCGCCACUUGGUGCAUCGAGACCUGGCUGCACGGAACGUACUGGUCAAAACCCCUCAGCACGUAAAGAUCACGGACUUCGGCCUGGCCAAACUUCUCAGCGCUGACGAGAAGGAAUACCACGCGGAGGGAGGGAAGGUACCAAUAAAAUGGAUGGCCCUUGAAUCUAUUCUUCACAGAACGUACACACAUCAAAGUGACGUCUGGAGUUACGGCGUGACCGUUUGGGAGCUGAUGACCUUCGGUUCGAAGCCGUAUGACGGAAUCCCCGCCAGUGAAAUUGCAGUAGUUCUGGAGAAAGGAGAACGACUCUCGCAGCCACCGAUCUGCACCAUCGACGUGUACAUGAUCAUGGUCAAAUGCUGGAUGAUUGACGCCGAGAGCAGACCACGAUUCAGAGAGCUCAUCGGAGAAUUUUCCAAAAUGGCACGAGAUCCAUCACGCUACCUGGUCAUUAAGGGUGAUGAGCAGAUGCACCUCCCCAGUCCCUCUGACUCACGCUUCUAUCGUUUAAUGAGCGGAGGGGAUCUGGAUGAGGCUGUCGACGCUGACGAGUACUUGGUGCCCAACCACGGCUUCUUCAGCAGCCCCAGCACCUCUCGAACGCUCCUCCUGCACUCUAUGAGUCUGAACAGCAGCAUCGGCUCGUGCCACAACAGAAACGGGAAUCUCCAGCCCAUGAGAGAGAACAGCAUUGUGAUGCGAUACAUCCCCGACCCCACAGACCGCUUCAUGGACGGAGAUUUCCAACCUGCCCCAGAAUACAUAAACCAGAACAGCGGCGCUGUCGUCUCUAACAUGGUCAACCCGAUCUACCAGAACCCGGGACCCAUCCGUGGAGCAUUUGACGAGACCGAGGAGGAGUACCUGAGCUGCUUCAAAACCCCAGAACCCCUCCCUCCUCUCAAAUCCGCUCCGGAGUACCUAAACACCCCCCAGUCUAAAUUCAUCCCCCCCUCGUCUGCCAGCCACAACCUGCUCAACGGGCACGGCUACAGCACGCAGAACAGCAUCGACAACCCCGACUACCAGCAGGACUUCUGUCCGGUGAGGGUCAAGCCGAACGGGCACCUCCCGGCCGCCGAGAACUCGGAGUACAUGGGUAUUAAAGCACUGUAGCACAGUUUGGACUUCUGUAAAGUUUGGACUUCAUAAAGAAGACAAAAUAUAAAUGUUGGACAUGGAGUGCACUGGACUGCUGGUGCAGUUCUUACAAAACACAUGCCAGUAAGUGGACUGGGCUGUGAGUGUGUGUGUGAGCAAAUGAAAGAUUGAAUGCUUUUCUGUCUUGCUUUCUGAAUGUGCUCCGGUCCGGAGCGACCCUGAAAAGGACGAAAGAGUUACUGAAUAUUAAUGAAAUAAUAAAGAAAUAAAUUAUAUAUUUA
Molecule: messenger RNA, 3908 nt
Organism: Trichomycterus rosablanca
Lineage: Eukaryota; Metazoa; Chordata; Actinopteri; Siluriformes; Trichomycteridae
Gene: egfra
Product: epidermal growth factor receptor a (erythroblastic leukemia viral (v-erb-b) oncogene homolog, avian)
Exons: 28
Coding region: 31-3642 (1203 amino acids)
Biological process (GO): multicellular organism development; cell surface receptor protein tyrosine kinase signaling pathway; positive regulation of epithelial cell proliferation
Cellular component (GO): basal plasma membrane; signaling receptor complex; plasma membrane
Molecular function (GO): epidermal growth factor receptor activity; epidermal growth factor binding; ATP binding
Source: RefSeq, a predicted model, not a curated record